UUGUCGAGGUGACGCACCAAUCGUUUUACGACACUUUGACCUUCAAAUGCUCAGUAACCUCCAACGGUGGACGAUAACACUGAAGUGUUGCCUUACUUGAUUUACUAACAGUGGCUUUCAUUUUAUGUCCACCUUUAUCCUACAGGUGUUCCAAUGAAGGUGCGUGUGAUUUACGACUUUGUUGCUCAAUGGAGUGGUGAAUUAACUGUUUGUACUGGAGAGGAACUCACAAUCACAAAUCAAAAUGUCGGAUCAGGGUGGUGGCAAGCGGUCAAUGCGUUUGGAAAAGAAGGUCUCAUUCCAUCAGAAUUUGUUGAAAUUAUUGAGUUACCAGAACCACCAGUACCACCUCCUCCUUUACCUGCUACUGAAUUUGGGAAGGAGAUCGAUCGUUGUGAUGAAUGGGAUGAUGAGUGGGAUAGUGAUGAAAAUGAUAUUCCCAGUUCGAACAAAAAUCCGAAUGACCGAUAUCAACAGCCAGUUGAAUGUAGUACAUCGCAAACCGGAGGCAAGCAGACGGACCCCUUACUGUCUGCGUCUAAUAAUGUUGAUUACGUACGCAACACACUUAUACGAAAGUUUUUCCACAGAUCAUUCAUCCGUAAUGGUUGUGAAGAUUUUUUGUUGGGUCUCGAUCCACCACCUUUUCCUCAAACCGAAGCUAAUAUCGAUUAUGUAGAUGAUUCUUUCCAAUGGCGUCACUUGUCAAGAGAUCUCACUAGCUGUAUUUCAUCGUUUCGUAAAGAUUCAAAAAUGAAGGGGAUCAAAAGUUUUAUCGCUUAUCAAAUAACUAAUUCAGUUACUCAAACUCAAGUCAGUAGAAGAUAUAAACAUUUUGAUUGGCUUCAUUCACGUUUAUUAUCAAAAUAUCCAUGUAUUUGUAUUCCACCAUUACCGGAGAAGGCAAUCACAGGUCGAUAUGAAGAUGACUUUGUUGAUGAACGUCGUAAAUGGUUACAACAAUGGUUAACUCGCAUGUGUAAACAUCCGGUUGUAUCGCAUAGUUCAGUAUUUAUUCACUUUCUUACUUGCACUGAUUUCAAGAAGUGGAAAUUAGGCAAACGUGAAGCAGAAACUGAUAAAUUACAAGGUGUACGUUUUUAUUUUGCAGUGGAAUCAAGAUGUGGACAAACACCUCAUGACUAUACGGUUGAAAAAGCAGAAACAGCUGAGCGAUUCUUAGCUGAUUUGGAUAGAUCAACUAAAUUUCUAUGUGAAACAGUUGUUGAAUAUCAUCGAAAAUUAAGUAUUAGUAUUCGUAAAGAAUUUUCCAAACUGUCAAUGGCUUUUCUUAACAUGAGCAAAGCUAUUGAAUCGGAUGUUCAUACAAAACAAUUAAAUACAAAAUUAUGCGCCUCACUAGCUGCUACCGGCAAUACAUUCAGAAACGUAUCAUGUAUCCAUGCAAUCCAGUCAGAAGCAACAAUCAAUCUUCAAGAAUGCUUAAAGGAAUUCACUCGUCUACUGCCAAAUACAUCGACUAUUAUCAGUUUAGCUAAAGCUGCAUGUCUUACUGUUGAUGAAUUAAAUCGUUGUAAUACCGAUGAACAAAAAGUGUGUCAAUCCGAUGUGAAUCGAAUUCAAUCUGGUGCAUUGUUGAUUACACGUUCUGUUCAAUCUGAAUGUAAUUUAAUUAUGAGUCAAAUUCGUGAUGAAUGGAUGAAUAAAAUCAAAGACUAUCUUUAUGAUCAAGCACGUUUUUAUCAUCAAAUUGCGGAACAAAUAGAACGGGCUGCUCAAUCUUUUGAAAUCGACUGAUCUCUGUCUGUCUAUCAUAUAAUAUAUAUAUGUAUCCGCGUAUUAACACUCAUAAUACUAAUAUUAAUAUUGUUACUGCUAUAAACAUUUACAGAUUCAUCAACCAUAUAUAUAUAUAUACUAUUUACACUUCUCAGUUGUUACUUACCUUCGCACACUACUCUUAAUCAUAUAUUGUUUUCGUAUUUCAAUAAUUACCCAUCACAGAGCAUUAUUAACUCAUCCCUUCUUGUUUGUACAAUCUUCCGAAGUCUUUCCUUCCUUCCUUCUUUUCUUUCCCAUCAUUUCUUACUAUCCAUGCUACUUACUAGUCGUGUGUGAUAAUUUAGUAUUAAGUUUCUUUCUUACUUUUGAAUUGUUUUCUUGGUUAAUUUUUUUUUUCUAUUUGGUGAUUUUUUUGGAAAUAAUUUUUAACGGACAAUUAUAGUGAUUGAUUUAUUAUUAUUUUUUCUAAAAUGAAUUGUAAUGUUUCAUUAUACCAUACUACUUGUGAUUCCAAUGUCUUCCAUUUCAAAUUAAUAUUACAACAUAGAUACUAAUGUUCUUUCUCAUUUUGAUUCUCUUUUAGCUUUUUAAUUAGUAUCAUUUGACAAAUAUGUAUUAUACUUUAUAAUAUUAAUUGAACUUUGAACUAUUUAUCUUUCUAUGUAUGACCCAUGCACAGAGAUAGAAAUAUCUGACGAUUGUUUUUAGUUUAGUUUUUUUUAAAUGUGUGACUGAUCUAUUGCUCAAAAUUUAUAUUUUUAAAAGCUAAAAGAAUUCUACAACGAUAUGACUUGUAUAUCCUUCCUUCUUUCCAUGUGUUUACUAUUCAAGUUACUAGUUUCAUUUUAUAACAUUGAAAUUUAUCGUAUGGUUCUAUUCCCUUAGAGUAGAGAAUGGUGUAAUUUCGUGCCUUAAUAGGCUAUAUUUACCGAGUCCUAUAAUAUUGCGUAUUAUUGAAUAGUCUGAGCUAGAUGAUUUCAUCGCGAGGCUUUCGUGCGCGUUCUGGACAUCAUCAACGCAUCAUGUAGAAGUGAAUUUUCUAGUUAUUUUACAAGCGUAAAAUUAGUUUGUUCGUGUGCUCCUGUUUAUGGCGGCUUGUCUUCGUGGGGUUUUUGUUUUGAUUUCUCCUUAUACUCAAGUUAACAUGAAUGAUCCUAGUGCCAUGCUUCUAGAAGUUUUCUGAGAUUCCCGAAAUUCCCUCGUUUCAUAAUUAUGUUUUCUCAGUUGAAUGCAUGUCCGUGAUUGUCUGUAUGCAUUGUUAUCAGUUAUAAUAUAUCAUGUUUUACU
Molecule: messenger RNA, 3030 nt
Organism: Schistosoma bovis
Lineage: Eukaryota; Metazoa; Platyhelminthes; Trematoda; Strigeidida; Schistosomatidae
Source: the annotation of a GenBank genome assembly